Molecule: messenger RNA, 762 nt
Organism: Ylistrum balloti
Lineage: Eukaryota; Metazoa; Mollusca; Bivalvia; Pectinida; Pectinidae
Product: otolin-1-like
Exons: 5
Coding region: 1-762 (253 amino acids)
Molecular function (GO): protein binding
Source: RefSeq, a predicted model, not a curated record
AUGGAAAGUCUACAAAAUCAGAUUAUCUCAUUAGAACGAAUGGUUCAACAAAUUAGUGGCCAGCUCACCGAUCUUAAUCUGCAACAUACACAAUUGGAACGUAAACACUUCAUACUUUUAGAUGAAUUAAGAACUCUAAGAGUUGAGCGAUGCAGGGACGAGUAUGUUAAGCCUAGAAAUACCGCAGAGAGUAAACAACAGAAACGUUUAUUAACUCAAGGGCAGAAAGGGGACAAAGGUGAUAGAGGUGAACGGGGACCUAAAGGAAACCCAGGAACAUCGGGAUUUAACGGAGAUGAUGGAUUUAAUGGUGAUAAAGGGAUGAAAGGGGACAAAGGCAGCAUAGGCGCAAAGGGUGCACCAGGCCCUAAAGGAACGAAAGAGGCUUUUUCCUACAAGAAUAUUGACAGCAUAACUUUGGACAGAUCGCCUACUAUUUUGACGUUUAAUCGCACAGAUUUAAGUUCUACGGAAGGCUACGAUCCCAGUACAGGCAUAUUCCAAUGUACAGUUACCGGCACUUACGUCGUCACAUGGUCUAUAGAAGUGGAACAAAACUCAGCGGUACGGUCAUAUUUAUAUAGAAAUGGAAAGACAAUGAGCUUUCUAUCUGUAACUUCUCCACUAUUAUCGUCUAGCAGUGGUUCUCAGUUCAUCCUUCUACACCUUGACGAAAACGACAGACUCAAUAUUGAGGCACAGUCUAUUUUGAGAGAUCAAGGAAUCAUUACUCACUCUACAUUUGCAGCAUUUCUACUGUAG